ACACUAUUAUUUCUUAUUUUUAUCUAGUUCCAUUUUUUUAAGGUCUAUAACUAAUUUCAUAUUCUGUUUUUUUUUUUUUAGAAAAAGAGGGCUAAAGCCCAUCUAAUUUCAUAUUCUAUCAUAUAUCUAUCUUAUCUUUUGCAUCAAACUAUAAACUCUAUAAGUAUAUAUAGACACACAAUAUAUGAAUCAUAUACAUGAUGCAUUAAAGCAAGGUGUAGCCGCUGAUUUGGUCAAGAAAAGGAAGCCUACAAAUUGACAUUUGUAGGUAAUUGAGUCUUUGAAGAUAAUAGCAAAGAGAAACAGAACAGUGAAUAAGGAAUCUGAAUUGAUAACUAUGGCAGAAAAUGAAAUUUAUACACAAGAUGGAACCAUUAACAUAAAGAAAAAACCUGCCAACAAGAUAAAGACUGGAAAUUGGAAAGCUUGCUGGUUCAUUCUUGGAAUGGAAUGUUGUGAAAGAUUGGCAUACUAUGGUAUGAGUACAAACUUGGUGAACUAUCUUGGGGAACGUUUCAAUCAGGGAAAUGCAGAAGCUGCUAAAAGUGUCACAACUUGGUCAGGAACAUGCUACAUCACACCAUUGCUUGGAGCUUUUUUAGCUGAUUCAUACUUGGGAAGAUAUUGGACAAUUGCUAGUUUCUCUAUUAUCUAUGUCAUUGGAAUGGGACUUUUAACAUUGUCUGCUUCAGCACAUGGACUUAAGCCAUCAUGUGAUGCUAACGGCUGCCAUCCAACAUCGGCGCAAACUGCAGCAUGCUACAUAGCCCUCUAUUUGAUUGCUCUUGGUACCGGCGGUAUCAAACCAUGUGUGUCAUCUUUUGGUGCAGACCAAUUUGAUGAAACAGAUGAGAAAGAGAGAAAAAAGAAGAGUUCUUUCUUCAACUGGUUUUACUUCUCAAUUAACAUUGGUGCGCUCAUUGCAUCAUCGGUGUUAGUUUGGAUACAGAUGAAUGUAGGAUGGGAAUGGGGCUUUGGAGUACCUGCAGUUGCAAUGGUCCUUGCACUUGUAUUUUUCUUCGGUGGUAGUCCUCUAUAUAGGCUUCAAAUACCUGGAGGAAGCCCUCUUACAAGGAUUUGCCAAGUCUUAGUUGCAGCCUGUAGGAAAUUAAAGCUUCAAGUGCCUGCUGAUAACUCUCUUCUUCAUGAGACUAUCGAUGUUGAAUCUGUCAUCAAAGGAAGCCGCAAACUUGAUCAUACAAACAACUUAAGGUGUUUGGAUAAGGCAGCCAUAGAGACACAAUCUGACCGAAUGAAAGGUUUAACAAAUCCAUGGAGGCUUUGUACAAUAACACAAGUCGAAGAACUUAAAUCCAUAAUCUGCUUACUUCCAGUUUGGGCAACACUGAUAGCCUUUGCAACUGUAUACAGUCAAAUGAACACAAUGUUUGUUCUACAAGGCAACACAAUGGAUCAACACAUUGGCCCUAAAUUCCAAAUCCCAUCAGCUUCCCUCUCCCUAUUCGACACACUAAGCGUCAUCUUCUGGGCUCCCGUUUACGACCGCAUCAUUGUCCCAUUAGCAAGACGGUUCACCGGCCAUGAACAAGGAUUCACACAGCUCCAAAGAAUGGGAAUAGGCCUAGUCAUUUCAAUUUUCUCAAUGAUCACUGCCGGCAUUCUAGAAGUCUUCCGCCUCGACAUGAUUCGCAAAAACAAUUACUAUGAUCUCAAGACUAUCCCUAUGUCAAUUUUCUGGCAAGUACCUCAAUAUUUUCUUGUUGGAUGUGCUGAAGUUUUUACCAACAUUGGUCUAUUAGAGUUCUUCUAUGGUCAAGCACCUGAUGCAAUGAGAAGCUUAGGAGUUGCUCUCUCACUCACAACUAUGGCAUUGGGAAAUUACAUUAGUACUUUACUUGUUACUAUAGUAACAAAAGUUACCACAAGACAUGGAAAUCUUGGUUGGAUACCAGAUAAUCUGAAUAGAGGCCAUCUUGAUUACUUUUACUGGCUUUUGUCUGUUCUUAGCUUUCUCAACUUCCUUGUGUAUCUAUGGAUUGCAAAGAGGUACAAGUAUAAGAAGGUGGUUGGAAAUGCUUACUGAGAAUAAUGGCUUGAGACAUUAAGAUAACAUAGUUCUAUUGAUUAAGGUUUAGUUUUUUAUUUGAUUGGUUUUUGUUCUGAUAUUUGCAUAAUUUUUUAUACAUUUAUAUGUAUAUAUAGAUGUUAUUUGGAGUUGUUGGUAAAUUAAAAGACUAUUCUGAAUUUCUGAUGUUGGUUUUUUGGAAUUUCCUCAAAUUUAUAUUUAUAGUUAAAGAGUUGAUUCA
This is a messenger RNA of Trifolium pratense (red clover), 2267 nucleotides long. RefSeq names its product protein NRT1/ PTR FAMILY 8.1. Gene Ontology annotation, cellular component: membrane. Gene Ontology annotation, molecular function: tripeptide transmembrane transporter activity. NCBI's taxonomy places the organism in Eukaryota, Viridiplantae, Streptophyta, Magnoliopsida, Fabales, Fabaceae. The transcript is spliced from 5 exons. The coding region runs from base 338 to 2044 and encodes 568 amino acids. Gene Ontology annotation, biological process: transmembrane transport; oligopeptide transport. The record is from RefSeq and is a predicted model, not a curated record.